Messenger RNA from Leptomonas pyrrhocoris, 962 nucleotides. RefSeq lists its product as hypothetical. Bases 222 to 962 code for a protein of 246 amino acids. The record is from RefSeq and is a predicted model, not a curated record. The transcript has a single exon. NCBI's taxonomy places the organism in Eukaryota, Euglenozoa, Kinetoplastea, Trypanosomatida, Trypanosomatidae.
AGCACAUUUUCCUCCUUGCGGUGUAUCUCGAUUCAUCCCAGACAUAGACGAGGCCAAUCAAGGCUCCAACGCUCUUCUGCUUGCCAGGCAUUAGAGUUGAGAACGACGUGUGAGGAGUUUUUCUUUCUUCCACCUCGCUGCUCCGCUUUCCUUUGCUGUUUUACUCGGUGCCAUUCCUCGUGGCUUACGUUCGAUUUCUCCGCUCGCCUCUUCUUUCAACGAUGCUGAGUUCAUCCAGCAGCAUUGGGGAGGUGGAUGACGGUCCCACAACCACUACCACCGUGAUGGACGACGCGCCAUAUGUGGAUAUGAGGAGGGAGGCGGCCCGAUACGUGGCGUGGAGUGCGACGGCGCCUCACGGCCUUCGAGCGACGACGGAGAGCGUCGACGACGCACUGCGCAGAAGUCGGAUGGAGGUGAUGCGAACGGUAGCGGCGAUGCGUGCCAGUGAGGAGGAGCUCAGCGGCGAGAAGCCCGCACGCCUCUUGGCGCCCCCGCUCCAAGAUGCCCACUUCCUCCAUAGCGGCGCACGCAAGCCACUCUACCCCCGCCGAGCCACACGGCACUUCAAAACGAUCGAGGACUUGGCAGCGGGUUCGCCUACAAAGGCGUCAGGCGAUCGCCGGUCGAGCAGAGUUGUGUGGCGCGGUGCGCCGUCCUACCCGGUGUCCGAGGGGACUCGUGACGGGACGGUGGUGUGGAGUGACCCCCGCAGCGCCGUCGCAGAGAAGCACCGGGCGGCCGUCGAAGCGGUGAAGCCGCACGUCGCAAUGAAGGUGGAACGGAUGAUGCAGAGUCACACGCGUUCGCUUGGCGCGGUGAAGCCAUACGGACUGACCCGCCGCGCCAAACAAGAGGACAGCAGGUUUGUGCCUCAGCCCACUGCAGAUAGUAACGAGCGCUACAUCGAUCGCAUGCAGUGCAGUCGCCCUUCCAAAGGGCUCUAUGUCUAUUACGAGUGA